AUUGUGGGAUCUGUCCGCCCUAGCGGAGCCGAACGGCGCUAGUCAUGGGGAUCCAGCCGAGCCCGGUCUUGCUAGCCUCUCUGGGGGUGGGGCUGUUUACCCUGUUCGGCCUGGCUCUGGGUACCUACUUGGUUCGAAGAUCCCGCCGGCCACAGGUCACUCUCCAGGACCCGGAUGAGAAGUACCUGCUGCGAUUGCUGGACAAGACGACAGUGAGCCACAACACCAGGAGGUUCCGCUUUGCCCUGCCCACCGCCCACCACAUUCUGGGGCUGCCUGUGGGUAAGCACGUCUACCUCUCUGCCCGAAUUGAUGGCAGUCAGGUCAUCAGGCCUUACACUCCUGUCACCAGCGAUGAAGACCAGGGCUAUGUAGAUCUUGUCAUCAAGGUUUAUCUGAAAGGUGUGCACCCCAAAUUUCCUGAAGGAGGGAAGAUGUCUCAGUACCUGGAUAGCCUGAAGAUUGGGGAUGUGGUGGAGUUCCGGGGGCCGAGUGGGUUGCUCAGUUAUGCUGGGAAAGGGAAUUUUAACAUUCAGCCCAACAAAAAAUCCCCACCUGAACUGCGAGUGGCUAAGAAAUUGGGAAUGAUUGCUGGCGGGACAGGAAUCACCCCAAUGCUGCAGCUGAUCCGGGCCAUCUUGAAAGUCCCUGAAGAUCCAACCCAGUGCUUUCUGCUUUUUGCCAACCAGACUGAAAAGGACAUAAUCCUGCGGGAGGACCUAGAGGAGCUGCAGGCCCAAUAUCCUAUCCGCUUUAAGCUCUGGUUCACCCUGGACUACCCUCCAGAAGACUGGACCUACAGCAAGGGCUUUGUUACCGCCGACAUGAUCCAGGAGCACCUGCCUGCCCCAGCAGAGGAUGUGCUGCUGCUGCUUUGUGGGCCACCACCUAUGGUACAGCUGGCCUGCCACCCGAACCUGGAUAAGCUGGGCUAUUCACAGAAGAUGCGAUUCACCUACUGAGCACCGAGAGGCCUCCCUAUCCCGUGUGUGCAGUUGUCCCUAGUCGAUUCUCCAACACCAAGAGGCCGCCUAGGGCCCUUGCUGAGAGCAUCAGCCCUUGGUGUCUCAUCCCGGAAUCUGGGUGCUUGCAGAAGCAACACUCCCCCAGCUAUGGUAGAAGCAGGUCAAGGCUAAGUCACUCCCUUGCAACUUCCCUUAUCGUAAUCUCCUUGUGAUAAAAGGUCCAGAUGAGGCUCAAGGAGCAGUCUCUAGGGCCAGAAAGAAGGGAGCAUUUGUUACAAGGCUACCUAGUUUUUGAGAGCGUCAUGGUCACCUCUGUGACCGUGGUGAAAUGGAUGGACUGGACAGCAUAUUUUGCUCUAUCCUCAGCAUUUCACCCACUACUUAAAUGAGUACAGGCUGAGCAGGCUUAUAUACACAGUCCUACAGAAACCGUAGAAAAGCAAUUAUUUGCCAGAAUUCUAAACCUCAGAGGUUUAGGGAUGUGUGUGUGUGUGUGUGUGUGUGUGUGUGUGUGUGUGUGUGUGUGUGUGUGUGUGUGGAGAGAGAGAGAGAGAGAGAGAGAGAGAGAGAGAGAGAGAGAGAGUGAUCAGCCCCUGCCCAGGCUGGAGUGAAAUGGUUACCCGCAACUUAAGAUUACUGCUUGUACAAGGAGUAUCUGGCUGUUAAAUAAAUGGAGCUAAGGCCCUGAUGAUCUCAAGGA
Rattus norvegicus (Norway rat) is the source of this 1665-nucleotide messenger RNA. It is a transcript of the gene Cyb5r1, whose product is annotated as cytochrome b5 reductase 1. The record is from RefSeq and is marked provisional. Gene Ontology annotation, cellular component: endoplasmic reticulum membrane; membrane. NCBI's taxonomy places the organism in Eukaryota, Metazoa, Chordata, Mammalia, Rodentia, Muridae. Gene Ontology annotation, molecular function: oxidoreductase activity; cytochrome-b5 reductase activity, acting on NADH.